CCGGGCAGGCUAUUGGUAUUGCCACACUAUGACCAGGUAUGUGAAUUGCGCCUUUAUUACAAAGGCAUGCAGUCAUAGCCCUACGAUAACACAGACUGCGAUACGAGGCCCGACGUCCUGCAGCACACAACAUCGAUCCCGUGGUUGUCCGGAAUGCAGAGAGCCGCCCCUGACAACUAGUGCUUAAUGGAACACAAUAACCAGACAUUGGAAAAAUAAACAAUGGCCACAUCGAGGGAUCUCGAUACCCAUAUCCAGUUGGAAGAAGAUGAAGAAUAUGACUUUGAGCUGGCACAACGCCGCAUGGAGGCUGAAAGAGCUGCUAGGGAGGAAGAAGCAUUCCAAAGGAACACCCUGAAUCUGGACAUCCCCCCACUUCCAAAUGGAAAAACACACCAUCUUUUCAUUUCCCAUAGUAAUGAUCCUCCGGAAGAAGCGGAGUGGGCAGAGCAACUGGUCAACACCAUGGAGCGAGACUUUGGCUUGAAAUGCCUUUGGCCAAAACGAGACUUUACCCCCGGCCACAAUGUUGGAUCCUUGAUACAGAAUGGAAUCGUGUCUUCUGUGAAGGUUGUCUUCAUUCUGUCUCCUGCUUCCAUGGAAAGCCGAUGGUGCGAAUAUGAACGGAAUUUUGCGUUUGGCAUUUCUGUUGAGAACAGGGAAAAUCAGAUAAUUCCUGUAAUGUUAUGCCAGUGCGACUUUCCAGGCAUUCUGAAGACCCUGAAUUAUAUUGAUGUACCUGCCGGAGAGGACUAUGCAUUCAAAAUUCGGCGAUGCUUUGACGAAGACACACGAAUGGACCAGGGAGAUUUUGAAUAUCUUGUUCCUGAAAUGAUGAAAUACUGGAAAAACGAAAAAGGGGGCCUGCGUAUUCUUUUCGAGAUCUCGACCAGCACCAACGUUACGAGCUUCGCCAACUUGGAAGCAAGAAGAUUUUCAGGUAUGGAGAAUAAGCCAACAGGUGAGGAGGACUUUGAAAUCUUACAAGAACGUAUUUUGGCAGAGAGGGCAGCAAGGAGAAAAGAAGACUUAGAGAGGAACACCCUUCAUUUUGACAUACCUCCACUUCCUGAGGACAAAGACUACCAUUUAUUUAUAUCCUAUUGUACUGAUCAGCCAGAUGAAGUGGAGUGGGUUGAGCAACUGGUCACUGCAAUGGAAAAGCAUUGUGGGCUGACAUGCUGUUGGCCAAAACGAGAUUUCAUUCCUGGUCAUGCGAUUGGAGCUGAAAUACAAAGAGGAAUUUUGCAGUCCCUGAAGGUCGUGUUCAUUCUCUCUCCUGCCGCCAUCGAGAGUCAGUGGUGCGAAUAUGAACGCAACUUUGCUUUUGGAGUUUCAGUUGAAAACAAAGAAAACCAGAUAAUUCCAGUCAUGUUGAGUGAAUGUGAUGUUCCAGGAAUUCUAAAGACGCUGAAUUACAUUGAUGUUCCUGCCGGUGAAGACUUUGUCUUCAGAAUCCGACGCUGUUUUGAUGAAGAUACUCGCGUAAUGAAGUAUCUAGUUCCUGAAAUCGAAGCUAAAGGGAACAGAACAGGACCGUUGAACGGACUGAUUGUCAGAAUCAGUGGUGAAAAAAAUAUGAAGUCUGUAUGCAGAGGGCCUGCGUGGUCAUUUAGAGACCUUGACCGACAUCAAAGGUUGAAGCUUCGCCAACUUGGGAGCAAGUUUGCGGAAAGAGCAUAUUAUGAAGCGAAGAAUGUCAUCAACAAAUCAGCGAGUAUGAAGUACUUCUCACUCAGAAGUCGGUCCCAUUUUUGGAGUCUGUGCGGCAUUGGUUUAGUGCUGUGGUUUUUAUUCAUAACAUUCAUUGUCGCAAUAGUUCACACGGAAGUGACUCCUUUAUUUGAUGCCACGUUCAUGUGGUUUGGGCUUGUACCAGGACUGACGAUAACACACAUGAUAAGCUGGGUCGUUCUGUACCGCUGGAAAGUCAGGAAAGUAGAGAAAUGGGUUCGAAGAUAUAGCCUUGAGCAUAUUUUGGAAACGAACAUCUUUGUGAACUUUCAAUUGACCAACUCGCCAAGUAUACUAAUAAUGUACUACAACAUCAAGCCUUGUCUGGAUUACAUCUGUGGUAUUGUGUACAGAUCACUCGAAGAAGAAACUGACAAUCGCGUGGACAAAGAGGAAAUGGCUCGAAUCACCGGAAGGCGCAUGAUGUUUUCUUUCAUUGAAAACAAUUUUGACCACAUUUAUGGAUCCAAUACUGGGACAACUAUUGUAAACAGACACCCUACCUGUUUCAGAAAUAGAUGCAUUUGCGAAACAUUGGAAAAGAGUAUGUUGCGGAACAGGGAAAAAUAAGAUUGUGAAAUGGAUUGUUUUGACUUCUAUCUGUGUCAUAUUGUUUUUUUCUAAUUUCUUUACAUUGUUCUUUGACAUAAUUUCAAUUCUGUAUAUACAGAGAGUAUUAGCUGAAUGUGUUCCUGUAUCGUAAAUGUUAUACAUUAGAAAAAAGAAAUUAUAUCAUGCGAGCCUUUGGCGAUCAUAAUACCUAUUUUGUAUUCCAUAUGUACAUGUAUUACUGUACGGAAACACAUGGGCAUGAAGUUUUCUCAUAUAAUGUCCUUCUUGAAAUAUUGAUGUUUUAGAUGUGAUUUUACUCAAUGAAGUAGAUUUAGAAACCGCGUAUCCAAACAACUUUUGAGUAAACAGUCAAGUAUUAUAUAUAGUGCCAAAUAACUUGCAGCCGUGUUUCGACUACACAUUGGGAAACUUCAAUCUAAGCAUAUUGGGAACGUCAGUCAAAAGUUAUUUGAGAAAGAAAGCAUCGCAUUGAUGUAUGGAACUUGAAAGUAGUUCCCGCUAGGCGAUCUCAUUUGCAUAUUUAUCUCAUCAGGAGACCAGAUUUAUCGGAGCGAUAACACAAGCCAUUGUAUGUACAACAUGUUAUAAGUAUGUUUUCUAACUCACUCUUACAUUUACAGGAUGCCCGAUGCAAGUCGGAGUCAUUAAUCAAUUUUCUGAAACACGAGCUCAUAUCUGCUGCUGACAAACCAGCUGGUGAAUCUGGUAUUCGAACACAUUGUCAGCGUAUCAAGUUUGUCCUGGCACAGGGAAUUAUUGCGUCUUCGACCAUUCGACCCAAAAGGGCACACACAUUGAGAAAACAAGAUAAGUAAAAUAUUUGCAAGUCUUCUUAAAUUCGGGCAAACAGAAUACAAGAUGUGUUGAUGUGUUACUUGAUGGUUUAUUUGUACAGUUUUAGAACGGAUUGUACAAUAAAAAAAUUUUGUCAAAAAAGGACAAAAAACACAUUAAACACAAGCAUUGCUUUGCGAUCAAUUAUUAUGAUUUGCAUAAUAUGUUACCUGUACAUGCGUAACAUAUGUAGAUUUAUUUGAUAUAAGAACAUCCGCUGAUGGAGCUAUUAUUUGGAAUAAAUCAUGGUCGUGUUGAAUUUGUAAUACUGUCGAUCAACUGUCUCAAGUUUCAAGUGGAGAGGCCCUGUCGGGAUUCAUGCUAUAUUUACCGGGAAGGGUUUUAUGAUAUCUAGAUUUUCGGUAUGCAUAAUCACAGAGCUUAGCAAAUGGUGGUCGCGAGGCGUCAUCAUCAACAUUGGACACUGACGUAAACUUUUCGUCGAGAGAUUCAGCUGUACCCAAUCCUGAAAAUGCAUCACUGUUAUUGGUUGUUAUCAGUGACCAAAUGUGGUACAAAGGUACUGAUUAGACACUUUAGUAACGAGACUUAUUAUUUUCCAAUAUAUAGAACUGUUUUCGUUUAAGCCGUUGACAGGCAUUCAGAAAGGGACACGUUAUGACAUAAAUGUUUUAUGGCUAACAACUUCUUUGUUGUAUUUUAACGACGUUUCACGACUAUUUCUUGCCUCUUGACAGUACAAAGGAGCCUAUGCGGUCAUUUCGGCGACCCGAUUCUGUAGGUAAUGUAACUCAGAAUUGUUAGUAUAGGCAUCCCCCUUGUGUUAGAAUAGGCCCCUGCUUUUCAGAAAAACUAGCGAGUGCUACAAUGUCUGAACUCGCUUAUUUACAGGCCGUUGUCAAAUAACUGGAAUAUUGCGACAUUUAUGAGAAAAAACACACAGGCCUAUACCAUCAAUGACUGGAUUGUCUGGUCCCGACGCGAUGGUUAAGACGCUGACAUAUAGCCUGAAUAUUGCCGUGUGUGGCUUCAAACAAGCAAAUAUAUACCACAUAACCUGUUUAGUAUGGUGGCCAAGAGGAGACAUCGCUUUCUCGCUCUGUUAGCAAUAUCCCCUCUUGAUCACUAUAGUGGUCGUAUGUGUCAUCUGCUUCAAUUGGGAGGGAAUGUUGAACUUUUCUCACUAUUUGUUUUACAUAAUUUAACUGUGCAGACGUAGGUGAUUUUAAAACAAUUCACAGAUUUCUUGGUAAAAUAUAAUUGAUUGAUUUAAGGCCCUAUUUAGUUUUAUAUGACCAUCACCCCGAAAGAGCGUGGCGGAUCAUGGCAAUACUCUCUAAAUAUAUCAGGUUAAGAUCUAAAUAUAGACUUUUAAAAGAAAUUAAGAAGACUAUGGUUAACCAGUCAUGGCUGAUUGUAUUGCAAAAUACAAUCUUAUAAUUGUAGGUUAUCUUUAAUUUGUUUUGAGUAGUGUAUGAUGUUACAGUGUGUCAUACAUAUAUGUACAUGCAUAUAGUGAUUUGAGAAACCAUAUUGAGAAUGGUUUUACGUUAACAAUAAUGUACAUGUGCUUCUUUAGCAAUAUAAUUGUCAUCCCUAAAUCAGACGAGCAAAUGUUAGGCUUCAACUCCAAAUCAGUUUACCGACAAAAUAAUUCUUGCAAAUAGUACAAACAGUGGCUGAUAAUACUGGCAGUUAUUUGUCAAUGUAUGAUCUGUAUGUACAUCAUUAUUUGUUCCAGUUCAAUGUAUCCUUUAAAGUUUCAGUUUUAAGAUUUAAGGAAGAAUGGGGUAUUAUUAGGAAUAAAAUAAAAUAUGAAUAGCGAC
Molecule: messenger RNA, 4928 nt
Organism: Haliotis rufescens (red abalone)
Lineage: Eukaryota; Metazoa; Mollusca; Gastropoda; Lepetellida; Haliotidae
Exons: 13
Coding region: 223-2304 (693 amino acids)
Biological process (GO): signal transduction
Source: RefSeq, a predicted model, not a curated record